AUGGUGAUUUAUUGCGUAGCCUUUGGAUGCAAGAACGAGCAAGACAUACGGAAAUUAUCAUUCCAUGGUUUUCCUUUCAAAAGGCCAGGCAUUCUUGAAUUAUGGAUUGAGGCAGUUCAUAGGGAGAAUUGGACUCCAUCUAAAACAAGCAAACUUUGUGGAGAGCAUUUCCUGCCAACUGAUUAUAUAGACAAACCAGGUCGUACUGCUAGGUUAUUGAAACCAGAUGCUGUACCAAGUAUAUUUGCAUUUACUAGGCAUUUGCCACCAAAAAAUACUGAUCCUGACAGUAAAAUAAGAAAACUGGAUGAUUCUAUGGAUGUUCAUAACUUGUGUAUUAAGGAAGAAGUUUCUCAAAUGGACAUUGAUUUGCCUAUGGCUUCUAGCUCCCAAGUAUUGAAGUUCUUUGACAAAGAAACCCAAACUAUUUCAUUCCAGAAGGAUAUGCUAUUGCGAAGAAACAAAGGAACUCAAACUGUUUCAUUCCAAAAGGAUAAUCCAUUGGGAAAAACAGUGAAGACACUGAGACAAAAAGUGAAAAGGAGAGACCUAGAAAUUUCGAAAAUGAAAGAAGUAGUUCAAUCAAUUUCCAAUAGUGUCUAUAGUAAUGACAAUCAUGAGGAAAUUAUAAAUGAAGUAAUACAUUAUUUUGCUUCAAAUAAAGAACUAUUCAAACCUAGCCACCCUGUAACUCAGGAAUUUUUAGGUGAAGAUUGCUAUGACAUUCAGAUUAUUCGAAAAAUAGUUGAUAAAUAUUUAGAGUGUAGGAUGUAUCACCUAUUAGAAUGA
Molecule: messenger RNA, 789 nt
Organism: Phaedon cochleariae (mustard beetle)
Lineage: Eukaryota; Metazoa; Arthropoda; Insecta; Coleoptera; Chrysomelidae
Source: the annotation of a GenBank genome assembly